This is a messenger RNA of Entrophospora sp. SA101, 990 nucleotides long. The record is from the annotation of a GenBank genome assembly. Lineage: Eukaryota; Fungi; Glomeromycota; Glomeromycetes; Entrophosporales; Entrophosporaceae.
AUGAGAGAUUGUUGUUGUCCACAAUAUACAAUAAGGUUGGAUGCUACCAAAUUCCAAGCUUCGAAAUCACAAAGAAAAUUAAUUAGUCGAUUUAACAGAUAUAUAGAAGGAACUUACAAUCCAUUUGAUAAAGAUGAUGUUUCUGAUGUUGAUAAUACAGAUAAUAAUAAAGCUAAACAACAACAAUCAAACAAGAAGCCUACAAAAACUUUUGAUAUUAUUGAGAGUAUUCAUGAGUCUGAAAAAAUUGAAGGAAAACAUCGAUUCAAAAUUGUACUUGAAAAAUCUUCUUUUACAAAGGAAAAAUAUCAACUUUAUUUUAAAUACCAAACUAAUGUUCAUGAUGAUAAAGAAUAUGAAGUGAGCGAAAGUGGAUUUCGCAGAUUUCUUUAUGAGCCAUCAUCAAAACCAAAUACACCAGGAUAUGGAUCUUUUCAUCAAUGUUAUUAUUUGGAUGAUAAACUUAUUGCUGUUGCAGUUUUAGAUAUUUUACCAUCAUGUAUUUCAUCGGUUUAUUUUUUUUAUGAUAAUGAUUAUUCAGCUAUGCAACUUGAUCAACAUCUUACAAAAUUUAUCAACGAUAUCAAUAAGGAUUUUCCAAAUUUAUCAAAUUUUCAACAAACUUCGUAUUCAAAUUACUCAUGUCAACCCCAAUCUCAUUUCAACAGUUCAAUUCCAAAUUUGUUUGUUGCUAGUGAUGUCACUAAAAACAGUAAAUUGAUUAUCCCCUUUAUUAAAGUCUUCCCCUGUUUAUAUAUGCUUUCGGAUUUUUAUCCUUUCCUUGAACCUUAUAGAACACUUAAGAAUCCAAUAGACAAUAAAAUAUUGUAUAAAUUUUUAUUACCUUUAACUGAUCUUAUGGUGGCUGCAAGAGCUUCAAAUAUUUACUCUGUGCAUGCUAUAAUAAUAAGGGUAGUUAGAGGCCAAACGCCAAAUAAACCUCCUGAGUUUCAUGAAUUGGGUGACACGGGAUGGAAUAAAAAAUAUUGA